Messenger RNA from Dendrobium catenatum, 2314 nucleotides. Its product is annotated as OBERON-like protein. NCBI's taxonomy places the organism in Eukaryota, Viridiplantae, Streptophyta, Magnoliopsida, Asparagales, Orchidaceae. The record is from RefSeq and is a predicted model, not a curated record. Gene Ontology annotation, cellular component: nucleus. The transcript has 3 exons. Bases 195 to 1955 code for a protein of 586 amino acids.
ACACCGGCUAUGCCGGUCACCUCACCUUCAUCUUUUUCUUCUCCACUGUGCAGCAGCAGGAACGAGAUUUGAGGACCUUCUACACAUCCGGGCUGGUCUACACGGUUGCUCUCUCUCCUUUCUUCACGCUGUGCUGUUAAACCCUUUCGUCUUGCUCUCAGGUUUGAGGGAUUGUAUUGGGGAAACUAACUCGUAUGGGCGCUUCUUCUGGUGCGAAUUUUGAUCAGAAAGGUUCCCCCAAAAUGCUGCCUCCUCGCCAGCAACCUAGGUCUUUAGGGCUGCAAACGUCGUUGUCGCUAGCUUCCUCAGAUGCCUUUGGAUCCCAUGACAUGCAAGAGCAGCUGUCAAACUCUGACCAAGCUCAUGACUCUCCUUCUGAUAGCACGAGCUCUAGGGAAACCUGGCCGGUUGAGACCAUUCGCUCUGGUGCUGUUAAUGUAAAGUCAGCUUUUAAGGAGAAGGAAGGAGAGAGUGAGUUCCCUGAGCCACAGGUGAUACGUCGGGUUUCGAUUGCUGAUAGGCUGUCUCUCCGUGAAGUUGCGAGAGAGAGCGUUGAGGUUAUUGCUGACAGAAUGACUGUUAUGCCUAGUGAGCUCUUGGAAGAGCUUAAGGCUGAGUUGCGAGCAAUACUUGAAGGAACAGGAGGACCUCAUAGUAGGGAGGAGUUCUCGAGACUUCAACAGUUUCUGCAGAGUAGAGUGGACCUGACUGCUAAAACUCUUGUCAGGGCUCAUAGAGUGCAGCUGGAGAUUUUGGUUGCAAUCAACACAGGAAUUCUUGCUUUUCUGCACCCAAAUGUUACCCUUCCGCAGGGUCGCCUUGUUGAGAUUUUCUUGUACAAGAGGUGCAGGAACAUUGCUUGCCAGAGUCCUAUUCCUGCUGAUGAUUGCACCUGUGAGAUUUGCACUCACAGAAAUGGCUUCUGCAACCUCUGCAUGUGUGUGGUUUGCAAUACCUUCGAUUUUGAGGUUAACACCUACCGCUGGAUAGGUUGCGAUUUCUGUGCACACUGGACACAUGCUGAUUGUGCUAUGCGUACUGGUCAGAUUGGAAUGGGAGCAUCUGCUAAGAGUGGCAAUGGGCAUGGUGAGAUGCUUUUCAGGUGCCUAGCCUGCAACAGGACAUCUGAGUUGUUAGGUUGGGUAAAAGAUGUAUUUCAACACUGUGCUCCUGGAUGGGAUCGCGAGGCAUUAUUACGAGAACUCGAAUUUGUCAGCGGGAUUUUUCAUCUCAGCGAGGAUCCAAGGGGAAGGAAAUUGUAUAGGAAGUGUGUUGAAGUUGUAGAAAAGAUGAAGAGUGGUGCUUCAGAGUCAACAGCAUGCAGGAUGUUACUGCUGUUGUUUCAAGAGCUUGAGAUAGAAUCCCCAAAGAGCCAUGAAAAUGAGGACCCAAGUCGUUCCAUAUCUCCGAAGGAAGCCUGCAACCGCAUAGCUGAUGUGGUCCAGGAAGCCGUGAAGAAGAUGGAGAUGGUUGCCGAGGAGAAGCUUCUCUUGCUUAAAAGAGCUCGCCUUGCCGUCGAGGCUUGUGACCGCGAGCUUGAGGAUAAAGCCAGGGAAGUUGCAGAGCUCAAAAUGGAUAGGCAGAGAAAGAAGCAGCAGGUGGAUGAGCUUGAAAGCAUUGUGAGGCUCAAGCAAGCUGAGGCUGACAUGUUCCAGCUCAAAGCUACUGAGGCCAGGCAGGAAGCCGAGAGGCUGCGGAGCAUCGCUCUUGCGAAGUCCGAGAUGGCCGAACAAGACUAUGCUACUAUGUAUCUAAAACGGCGAUUGGACGAAGCUGAAGCUGAGAAGCAGUAUCUGUUUGAAAAGAUAAAGCUUCAGGAGAGCCAGCGACCUGCACAUGGUAGCGGCGGCCCAAGCGUCGGCGGCGGCGAUCCCGCCCAGAUGCUGAACAAAAUCCAGGACUUGCUGAAGAAUGUGUACAAUGUUUCACCCAAGACAGAUGCAAAAACCAAGUGAGUGCUCUGCGCACUAAAAGAAGUUUAGGAUGUUUAUUCAAAAUGAUAGAGUAGCAAUCAAAGCUAUGGAUCCCUAAUCAUUUGGGCAGGGACUGUGUUCUUAUUGUUCUUAUGGCUUCAGUUAAACAGCAUGGUUGUGGUAGCUUUCAUUUGUGGCUUUUGGAACCACACUUAUUGUUUUUUAAGAGCUUCAUACUUCUUAGUUGAAUGAGAUUCUUGCAUUUCAUCGUGUUAUUUAGGGGUUUUGAUCGCAUUCAAAUUGAGUCCACACAAUGAGGACGAUCAAACUAGGAAGUUUGAAAAUAAUAAGUGUAACAACUCAUACUCUUAACUAUCGAGAUAUUGUUUGCUUUGGCUUAA